Boleophthalmus pectinirostris (great blue-spotted mudskipper) is the source of this 5863-nucleotide messenger RNA. Its product is annotated as ras-associated and pleckstrin homology domains-containing protein 1-like. Gene Ontology annotation, biological process: signal transduction. Gene Ontology annotation, cellular component: cytosol; plasma membrane. The record is from RefSeq and is a predicted model, not a curated record. NCBI's taxonomy places the organism in Eukaryota, Metazoa, Chordata, Actinopteri, Gobiiformes, Gobiidae.
UUUUUUGUUUUUUUUUUUCUCUUCGCUCUAAAAACUCUGAAGUAAAGUGAAAAUCAUGGUGUGAGUUUUCUUCUUGCUCCGUUACUUUUUCUUCUCGCUCCGUUACUUUUUUCCCCCUCGGGUCCGUGAAGGCGGCGCGGUCCGGGUCUUGGGGUUUUUGAAGCAGAUCUGGACCGGAUCUGGACCGGAUCUGGACCAAAGCUGUACCGGAAACGGCCGAAGCGCAGCAGCGUGCGUCUCCUCCUCUGCGCUCCGGGAGAACGGACCGCACCGACGCCAGGGACCCGAACCAAACGGGGAGUGAACAUGAGCGCGAACCUCCUCUCCGACAAACUCUCCGACGAAUGAGCUCGGAACUCGGACCUGAACUCGGAUCUGGGCUGGGAAACGGAGCGCGCGCGUGGCUUUGUUCGUAAAUAUCGCUGCUGAUACUGCAAAUACUACGACUACUGAAAGUACUACAAGUACUGCAAAUACUACUACUACUACUGCAGUAACGGAAUAAUACGAGCAGAAACAGAACAAAGAUGGAUCAGGUGUCAGAUGAUGAGUUGGAUCACGGCGCUGAGGAGGACAGUGAUAAAGAAGAUCAGGACCUGGACCAAAUGUUUGGAGCCUGGCUCGGAGAACUCGACAAACUCACACAGAGUCUGGACGAUGGUCGUCCUCAGAAGAGCGUCCAGAAACCUCCACUCAGACAAGAAACAAACAUGGCCAACUUCAGCUACCGCUUCUCCAUGUACAACAUCAACGAGGCGUUGAACCAGGGCGAGUCCGUGGACCUGGACGCUCUCAUGGCCGACCUCUGCUCCAUGGAACAGGACCUGACCCCGUCCAGACCCGGAUCAGGGGUCAAAGGUCAGACCAAAGGGCACCAGCAGAGGGCGCCGGCGAUUCAGAGCAACGGAACCAGGAGCAACGCCGGAGGAGCGGGCAGCAGCGGAGGCAGUUCAAACAGCAGUACUCGUGCGUCCCCGGCGAGCUCGGUGCGUGGCCCCGCCUCUCGCCCCGCCCCCUCUGCGCUCUCAUUGGACGAGAUCACUGCUCGUCUGGACCAGGCGUCGGCGAGUAUGGACCAGGCGGCGCGAGACUCCUCCUCCUCCUCCGGCUCCUCCUCUUCCUCCGGCUCAGGCCCCGCCCCCUCCGCCGGCCCCGCCCCCCCGGAGGCCGUCGGCGGCGUCGUCCACGUCGGCGGGGAGGGGCGAGUGGGGGAGGGGCUUCCCGCGGGCGGCGCUGUGGACUCGGAGCGACAGAACGCGGGACAGAACCAGAGCGAGAACAAAUCCGCCCGACGACAGCUCCACUUCACACCAGCAGGGGGCGACAGCGACAGGGCUGUACAUUCGUAUCUGGACCGAGAAACGUCGCUGAUCCUGAAAAACAUCGCAGGAAAACCAACACAUCUACUCACCAAGGAGGAGCAGGCGGCCAAACUAAAAGCCGAGAAGAUCCGAGUCGCUCUGGAAAAAAUCAAAGAGGCUCAAGUCAAAAAGCUCGUGAUCCGCGUCCACAUGUCUGAUGAAAGUUCCAAGACGAUGAUGGUGGACGAGCGGCAGACGGUUCGACAGGUCCUGGACUCGCUCCUCGACAAAUCCCACUGCGGAUACUCGCCCGACUGGAGCCUCGUGGAGACGCUGUCCGAGCUACGCAUGGAGAGGAUUUUUGAGGAUCACGAGAACCUGGUGGAAAACCUCCUGAACUGGACCAGAGACAGUCACAACAAACUCAUGUUUAUAGAACGAAUCGAGAAGUACGCGCUCUUCAAAAACCCACAGAACUACUUUUUGGGGCGGAAGGAGGCGACUGAAAUGGCCGACAGGAACAAAGAGGCUCUUCUGGAGGAGUGUUUCUGCAGUGGGACGGUGAUGGUUCCUGAGAUGGAGGGCGUCCUGUGGCUCAAAGAGGACGGAAAAAAGUCCUGGAAGAAAAGAUACUUCCUGCUCCGAGCUUCCGGAAUCUACUACGUCCCCAAGGGAAAAGCCAAGGCGUCUCGGGACCUGGUUUGUUUUCUUCAGUUGGAUCAUGUAAAUGUUUAUUAUGGUCAAGAUUAUCGCUGCAAGUACAAAGCUCCGACCGACUACUGCCUCGUCCUCAAGCAUCCUCAGAUCCAGAAAAAGUCCCAGUACAUAAAGUAUCUUUGCUGUGACGACGUCCGGACUCUGCACCAGUGGGUCAACGGGAUCCGAAUCGCCAAGUACGGACGCCAACUCUACGCCAACUACCAGGAGGCCAUGAAGAGGACGGAGGCGGCCUACGACUGGUCCUCGCUCUCCAACAGCCUGCGCUCCGGCUCCAGCUGCAACAGCAUCCCAGAGUCUCAGUCGAGUCACUCGGGGGACAGCGGUGUGGACUCGGGUUCUUCUCACGGUCGAUCUCAGAGUGUGGUCAGCUCCAUCUUCUCUGAGGCCUGGAAGAGAGGAACACAGAUCGAGGAAAACACCAAGCAGAUGAGGAUGGAAGCAGCUCGAGCGGCGACUCUUCCUCACGGACACAAACACCACAGCCAACACUCUGUGGACCUGCCCCCCCCUGCCCCCCUGCCCCCCCAGAACCUGCCCCCCAGAACCUGCCCCCCCAGAACCUGCCCCCCAGAAACCUGCCCCCCCCAGAACCUGCCCCCCAGAACCUGCCCCCCCAGAACCUGCCCCAGAACGCCCAGCCCCCUCCACAGCUGCAGAAUCUUCCCCAAGCUCCUGCUCCUCAUCCUCAAAACCUGCCCCAAAAUUUACCCCAACCGCCCCCACCACAGGCCCAACACCUGCCCACAACCUGCCCACACAACCUGCCCCACAACCUGCCCACAACCUGCCCCACAACCUGCCCCAAACACCUGCCCCAACACCUGCCCCAAACACCUGCCCCACAAACAACCUGCCCCACAAACCCCAGAGCCCCGCCCACUCUCCGCCCUCGUCCGCCCGUCAUCCACUUCCCGCCGCCGCCCGACUCCGCCCUCGACCCCGCCCCUUUGCCGCCGUCUCCGCUGGCGCCCGCCGAGUGCCCGAUCCCGCCCACGCCGCCGGGUCACUCCGCCCAGACCGUCCCCAACCCGCCAUCGCCCGUCACGCCCGACGUCCCGCCCAUUUCCCCUCCCGCCGCGGCAAGCCCCCGCCCCGCCCCCGACCCCGCCGCUCCCCGUCGAACACCUCCCCCCGCCGCCCCCUCCCCCACCCCGCCGCCUCCCCCCGCCGCCGCCGCCGCCCAUCCAGAGCGUCUCCGCCCACACCGCCGCCUUAAACAUGUACAAGUUCAGCACCAUCACCCGCCUCCAGAACCAGAACAACGAACAUCCAGGCCGGCAGCAGCAGCAGGGGGUCCCGACUCCGCCCCCUCCGCCUCCUCCCCCGCCGGCGCCGCCCGCCGUCGUCAAACCGGUCAACCACAUCGCCGCCAGGACCAACGUGCCGCCGCCGCCGCUCCCGCCGCCGCUCCCUCCGCCUCAGUUCAGACCCAUGCCCGGUUCUGCCAUGGCCAAACUUUCCCAUUCCGCCUUUUUCCCGAUGGCGGCCGCUUCCAACGCCUUCCCGGCCCCGCCCCCUCCGCCGCCGCCGCCUCCUCCAUCGUUUUCGGGCGGCGGUUUGAUGCACACGCCGUACGCCAACGGGAUCAAGCAGGCGUUGAAGGAGCGGUUUCCCAGUCCCCCGCGGGAGCUGUUGGCAGCGAGCGCCAGUUUAGACGCGUCGACUCCGCCGCACAAGCCCCGCCCCAUCUGCCCCCGCCUCCCCCGCCGCCGCCGCCCCCCCCCUCCCCCUCCGCAGCAGCAUAAAUCCGCCCCCUCUCACCCGUUUCCCUUCGCCAGUCAGACGUCGUCCAGUUUCCCGCCGCCUCCUGCGCCCAAAACCUUCACCGCCGGAUUCGUCCCGACCAAACCCGUCUCCCCGGUGACGCCCUUCCCCCGCGGCGCCGCCUCCUCCCCCUCCUCCGCCCAGUUCAGCCAGAUGCCCCGCCCCGCGCCACCUCCUCCUCCGCCCAGUUCACCAGAUGCCCGCCCCGCCGCCACCUCCUCCUCCGCCCUGUUCUGCCAGAUGCCCCGCCCCUCCGCCGCCUCCUCCUCCGCCUCCUCCUCCGCCCGCCCCCAUGAAAAAGACGUUCCAAACUCCUCCCCCGCCGACGUUCCCCAAGCAGCACGCCGUCGCCAAACCCAACUCGCUGGUCAAGCAGCUCGCCAGCCCAGUUCCCAGGGGCCGCCCCCCACACGGACACGCCCAAACUGCCGCCGCGCGCUGUCCCCGCCCCCGCCCGCCGUCAAAACCAAACCGAAAUGGCAGCCCGAGUUCCCGCCUCCGCCUUCGGACAGCCCCACCCCCCCGCCGCCGCCGCUCCCGUCUGUGAACACGAGUUCGCCGUUGAAGAAGUCGCCCCCGGGGACCCUGAAGAAAGCCCCGCCCACGCCGCAGAGGAACGCCAAGCCCGAGUCGUCGUCCUCGUCUUCAUCGUAUUUGGAAAACCGUCGUAAUCUUCUGAGUAAGUUUGGACAGCAGAGCUCCGCCUCGGCGCCGUCUCCGCCCCCUCCGUGUCCCAACAGCCCCUCGCCGCACCGGGACUCGUCGUCCGCUCCGCCGGCGCCGCCCAAACCCGGAAAACUCAACCUGUCCCAUUUACCGUUGGCGCUGCAGGCGAAAGUCAACCAGGCUAAAGGCGACUUCCCGUCUCCGCCCACCGACCCGAGCUCGUUCCCGCCGCCCCCGAACGCGUGCGAGCUGUUCCCGCCCCCUCGCCCGCCGCCGCCUCCCGCCAGACACGCCCGCCCCAAAGUCGCCGUCGUCAACCCUCAGCCUCAGGCCCCGCCCCCUCCCCCGCCCGUGCCCCUCGCCAACAACCACUCCUGGAGCAAGAGUUCGUUGAAGAAGGUUCCCGCGGCGCCGCUGCCCCCGCCCGUCUCCCCGCCCACCUCGCCCAAAAACGGUUCUUCCGGUAACUUCCUGGACGAUCUGCACAGGACUCUGAAGAGGAAGUCUGUGGGCAAACACGGCUCCGUGGACCAAAGCGGCGGCGCCGGCACCGACCCGGCGCUGCCCCCCCCUCCGCCCGACCUCCUGACGGCGCCCGGGUUUGCGCCGCUGCGCCGCUCGGGGCCGCCGCCCACGCCGCCCAAACGAGGAGACUGCACCAAACUGACCGGCGAGUGCUGAGGACCAGAACCUCCAAGCUCCUCCCAGGUUCUGGAAGGUUCUGGAAGGUUCAUCUCACAGACUCUGAGCUUUAAGUCGUUUUCUGUCCUUCUGAUGUUUCCUCGUCUCAGUCGGAGCUCGAGUCCAGUUUGUUUGAAUAAAUCUUUAUUAUUAAUCUGUCGACAUCUGUGAAACUCCAAACACUCUGCUCCACCUUGUGAUGUCAUCAAGUGAACAGCUCCUUUUCCCUUUAGUUCAGGAGAGAUUAAAAACACUGGUUCAGUCCUGGUUUAGAUCAGAUGUGGUUUAGAACUAUUUUAGACCUGGUUCAGAUCUGGUUUAGUCCUGGUUUUAGUGGACCUGGUUUAGUCCUGGUUCAGUCGAGUUGAUUCCAGGACUGAACUGAUCCAGUUGAUUCUGGUGAAGGUGUGUGGAGUUUAAAAACACAGUGGAGCACUUCCUGUGUCACCACAUGAUGACAUCACAGGGUGGAGCAGAGAGUUUAAGUUUGAGGGAAGAACUCGUGUUAAAUAUUUGGGUUUGUGAAUGAAACAAACUCUGAGUCUGAGACGAGGAAACGACGUCCGGACGGAGCAGAAAGUCUGAGACGUUCAGAUAAAAAAACCUGAAGAACUUUUGGACUAAAACUGUAAAUAGAAAAACAGAAGGAACGACCUGAAGACCUGAAGACCUGAAGACCUGGAGACCUGAAGACCUGGAGACCUGAAGACCUGAAGACCUGAAGACCUGAA